AUGGCCUUCGUGCCUUUGAGCCGGCCCUCGAAAGCUCAAUCGAAAUUCGACCAUACUCCGAUUCACCCUGAAGCUGAAGGGUUCAACGUACGGCUCAUCUCCGCUUCCGCUCAUCAUCGGACUUAUUUUGACAGUAUCCCACUUUCCGUCUGCUCAACAAACAAAGUCGUGUUACUCUUUCUGCAGAUUAUCUCCUCCCUUCGAUCUCCAGAAAAGUAUUUGCGGUCUCAAACUCCCAAGGGGGAUGGUUUGCCGCUGCCACAUCCCAUGGCAAGCCUCAUCCUCUCUCCGCUCAGCCAACUCCGCGAAUCCGUCAAGCUGGGAAGUGAAACCGUUUUUGUUCCCAAAAUCACAUUACCAUGGGCUGCUAUAAGUAUCGCCUUUGGCUGCGCCGAUUCUCGACUUUUUGCUGGAACUGAGCAAGGCCGAAUCCUCGUAUUCGACACCACCCAUCUCUUUACAUCUUCCACACCGGUUGAUCCAAUACACGUCUUGGACACUUCUACCAGUCCUCCUCUCCAAAUCUUGCCCAACCCCAGCGGUGACCAUGACCUGUCUCAGCUGUUAGCUAUCGUCAGAGCGGACGGAACCGCGCAAGUCCUGAGUGCGCAGAUGGAGCAUCGAGCUGGAUGGAUGGGCUCGAAUGCGGAAGACAGUCCUGUUGUUGCUGCAUGGUCUCCCAAAGGCAAACAAAUUGCUCUAGGGUUGAGGGCGGGUGACAUCAUGACCUUCGGAUUGACGGGUGAUCCAUCCCCCCUCAAGCAUAUCCCCCCUACUGCUGACGGGCUAUUGGUUUCGCUGCAAUGGAUCGGCCCCUUGCACACAUUCCGAACCAGCUACGCGUCCGCCGGAAAUCCUCCUGACCAUAUCGUUCACCUUGAUUCACGGUCGAACACUGGUGGAUUUGUUCAAAUGACACAUCCGUUCACCAUGUCGGGUCGAUCUCAGAAUGCGCAUGUACUGGUUCUUCCGAGAUGGGAUCAAGAGGCCACUGCAGAGCAUAAGGUUCUGCUUAUUGUUGGAGAUACAUCAUCCACCGACCUUGAAGUAGUAGCGAACGUGGGUUCCCGUUGGUUUCAGCAAUCGCAGGAGAACCCUCUCAACGUCCCCUUGGACAAAAACGACGAAGACACUUUCCUGCUCAGUCUUGAUGUUGAUCUCACCGAUGAAGUGCCUGUGAUGUAUGCCUACUUGAACGAUGGGACAGUUCAGGCUUGGUAUAUCUGUCAUCCAGAUGGGACACCCUACCCAGGGCUUAUUUCCAGCACCGCCCCCGAGAAAGCUCUUAAUCAACCCCCGGAUGGCCUAUCAAUUUCAGAAAAACCGAUGACCACUUCCCCCUUCGGACACAUGAACUCUGGCAGUUUUUCUGCAUUCUCGAUUCAAUCCAGUACAUUCACUCCCCCGCCACCGAUGUCCCACUCCCCCUCCAUCUCAAUGGAAGAUAGCACCGGCUUUGGUGGCAUGUCUCUGGGCAAUUCAACUUCCGACAAGCCCAAGCCAAACAGUAACGUUUUCGGGCCACCUGCGCCUCUGCCAUUGCCUCCUGACCAUCCGGCGAAUCAUCCGACACCACCAAAAAUGGCAUCGUUCUCGGAUCCGGUCUUGGUUAGGCCGGCGAGCGGAUUCGGAGCAUUUGGGGGUGGCCCGACCGGCGGGGCUUUUAGCAACCCCAAACCCAUCACCUCAUCUAGCGUCACGGCAUUUGGUGCAUCGCCAGAUGUUGCAACUGCAUUCGGCAGACCAUCGCUGGGGGGCGCAACCUUUGGACAGUCGGGUUUUGGCCAGAGUCAGAGCUCUUUCGGCCAGACAGGAUCGGCAUCCACAGGCAAUGCCAACUUUGGGUCCUCUACUUCUGCCGGCGGGGGGUUCACGGCUUUUGCAUCUUCCGCCCCAAGUACGUUUGGUGUCCCGACCAAACUUCCGUCUCUUGGAGGAUUCUCCAAGUUCGCGUCGUCUGGUGGCUCGAAUGCAUUUGUAGCAGCUGCUAACGGAACGAAUUUAUUCGCUCCUGCCAGCGAAACAGUGUCUGCCUCGUCGAACACGCCGUCGAUGAACGUGUCUGACACCACGAGCGAUCCCAGUCCCUUCGGCAAGAGCUCAUCGUCAGCCGCUCCGUUUGGAAAACCCCAGUCCGGUGGAUUCAGCUCGUUCGCAUCGAAUACAUCAUCUCCAUUCAGUGCCGUUCCUAUUAGCAGCUCAGCCCCGGUUGCGCAUGCUUUCAGCAAUCUGACUUCGUCCUCCACUCCGGUGUUCGGCCAAACUACUAACGCUUUUUCCCGCCAAGACCCGGACAAAGGCACAUCGACCCCGGCCGGCGCAUUUGCGAAUAUGAAAAAUGCAUCACCGACAAGUGUGUUCAUCAAGCCCGCUUCGGGGGCUUUCACAGAUGGCCAGUCAACCUCUCCUUUUCUGGGGUCGUCGAAUCAAGCACAGCCUCAGCGAGUAUCUGCAUUCGGACCCUCAGCGGGAUCGACAUCGACAGCAAAUCCAGCAUUUAGCUCUCCGUCUGUGCUCAAAUCUGCAUUCGAGACACCGCCGAAAGCAAGCGGGAGUCCGUUCGGUGCCUUCCAAGGAACCCCAGUGAGCUUGAAUUCUGUCCCUGUGUUCACACCACCUCCGGGGAAGGAGAAGGACACUGCCCCGCUGUCCCAAGCGAGUUCGUUUGUGGAGGUGGAUAGAGAAGAUCAUGCACAGAGCGAAGGUGAUCGGGAAGAAGCCCAUCUUGGAGAGGGAGAACUUGAGGAGGGCGAACUCGAGUAUGAAGGUGAUAUCGGCGACGAAGAUGAUCUCGCCGCAUUUUUGUCAGAGGGUUCUGAACUGGGUCCUGAGGAAGACGAGGAAGAAGACUUCACACCGUCGCGUUCACCUUCGCCGACGCCUUCCGAUGCAUCUGAGGCAUCCCGACUCUCCACAAUCAGAGAGGAAAGCACAACUCCUCCCGGUAGCCCAGAAAAGAAAACCACGCCGUCAGUGCCCAUUGCAGUUCCGUCUCCGACCGCAGCCGGCUCAGGCCCAUCGCUGUUCGGAAUAGGACUCGGCCGGCCAAGCACGAGGCCCACACGCAGCUCCCCUCUUGCUGGCCCCUCCACUUCGGCCGAGGAAAUCAAACCUCCGCAAGAAGCAGCAUGGAAACCACAGCCGCAUGUGAUUGCGAGCAAUCCAGACGAGAGCAAACCACCACGGGCCAAGACGCCUCCACUUUCAGCAUUGUCGUUCCCUAGUUCCAAACCCAGUCUCCCCGUCAAGACGCCGCUUUCAGGGAAGCUCUUCGGAAACGAUUCACCGACUCCAAUUGUCCCAUCGAAGGGUCUUUUCGAGCCGGUGAGUCCCGUGGUCAAGCCAGUUGCUCCCAUGGGCAAGCCGGUCAUUCCCGUCGCCAACCCUGCCGUUCCAGUGGUCAGGCUCCCUGUGUCAGAUACCCAUGCAAGGCCAAUUGCGGUGCCGCCGACCCCUAGUCCAGCUCCCCCGGCUGUGAAAUCCGGACCUCCUCCCAUGGAGGAAGGAUUGCAGAAAGAAUGUGCACUGCUGUUCCAGACCAUGACCCGAGAAUUGGACAAUUUCCGCGUUCUUGCCCAAGCCGCUUCUCAAAAGCGAAUGGAACUGGGCAGUUCUGCCGGCGGCUCCCGCCGGGCAUCUGAUCUGGGCAACCGCGCAAGAUGGAAUCUGUCGGAUGCAGUGCAGUUUGGUUUAACACUGAGGUCGUACGAGAAGGACCUCGAUGCGCUCAAAGAGAACAGAGCGACGUCACAAAAGUCCGUGCGGGAGUUACGGAGUAAUUUGCUCAAAGCUGGAACCAAGCGCGAGGAGAUCGGACGAUUCAUCAAGGCCCAACACGACCCUGAGUUCGCGAAGAUGCUCAAAUCCCGAUCGCUUGGACCGGAACAUCUGGAGACACAGAGUGUAUUGAGACGUGGUAUCCGGCAACUGCAGGACCGUGUUCAGAAAUUGGAGGGUCACUUGGAGGAGUCUAAAAAACGGCUUAGCCGAGCUAACAGUGGGACUGCGGGUCUUCGCGCACCAACGUUGGACACACUCAAUCGCACGUUCCGCAACAUGGACAUUGCUCUGGAUAACCAAACGGACGAUGUUGACCGCCUCACGACUCGUAUCGCCAAACUAGAAGUCGCUGCCAGCAGCAGUACACCCACGAGAGACCCGCGACUACCUGGAAUAGGACAUCGCCCUCCAAAAGUCACGCCUCACGUUGCGGUCACAACUGCCGCUGCGCUCAAUGCUGAGCGCACAGCGCAAAAGCUCAAGCGCGCACUAUUGCUCGUACGUAAGGAACCAUUGAUGAACACCCAGGCUGCGCUGGCACCGGCCCCGCCGUCCGUGUUCAGCACACCGUUGCGGCCGGGUGCGGAUCUGAGCACCCCAGUGAAAGGGAUUUCGCUGGGACUGACUGCAUUCGCACCACCUUCGACAUUGCCUGCCUUCGAUCCCAGCUCUUUUGACUUGCCAGCGGACAACUUCAAUCCAUCCCCGCCACCCGCGACGAGAAGAGGGGCAGGCACCAAAAGUCGGGUUUCAGGCUCCGUCCCACUCAAGAGAACUAGUCCCGCUCAUCAGCCGUCAUCGUUCGACUUUGGACCUCUUCCAACUCUGGGACAUUCUCCGUCGCCAUCACCGGCUCCUGUAUUCGACUGGGGUCCGAUUCCAGCAUUCAAUAAACCGUCGAGCACACUUCCAGGCUUCAAUGUCAGCUUGCUCUCUUACUCGAUGGAAUACCCUGUUGGUCUGCCCGCGCAGUCUCCCCUGCUGACUAUCACUCAUCCCAAGGACACGCUUUGGGUUAUUGAAUUGCACAAUGGGGCCGACAACCGCUUGACUCCCGACUUUGUGCAAUUGGCCAUCAAGCCUGCAUUGGAUGUUGUCGAACGUCAUUGGCGGGAACAGUGGCGCGCCGUACCCAAUGACGCCAAGGACAAAUCGGGAGGGAAUGGUGCACUUGUGAUAGUCGGAGGCAGGAACCAGGACAAGUUCUUCAGUAACGGUCUGAAUUUGUCCUUGGUGCCGCUCAACGGCAUCUUUUUUUCAGUCAUUUUUAACCGCCUUCUUGAUCGUAUCAUGCGAUUCCCUAUUCCCACUAUCGCAGCUAUUAACGGACACUGCUUCGCUGGCGGAUUCAUGCUCAGCCUCGCUUGUGAUUAUCGCGUAAUGACUGAUGGGAGCCAACGGAAUGCAUGGGUGUGCAUGAAUGAGGUCGACUUUGGUGCACCAUGGCCUCACUCAUUCGCAGGAGUGCUAAAUGCCAAGAUCUGUGACGGACCGACGAGGCGCAAGAUUGCUCUGGAGGGCCAUCGUUUCACUCCGCCUGAAGCGCUUAAAGCCGGCAUCGUGGAUCAAAUCGUGACUGGCAACACUGCUGCGAUCUUGGAAGCCGCGGAACAGCUGGGAUUGAAGGUUGGCGUCAAAGCACAAGGCGGUGUGUGGGGAUUGAUCAAAAACGAUAUAUACUACGAUGCAUUGGAAGGCUUGAAGAAAGAUCCGAGAGAGAUUAGUCCGUUGGUUGACGACCUUGCUGCAAAGGCGAGAUUGUAGAUCAGCGUCUUCAAAGAGAUUACAUAGACUUUGCCAGUCGAUCUGUCUGUCCUUGACACGAAAUCAUACUUUCCGGAAACAAGACAUGACGAGGGGCAAGAUGGACACCCGAUCUCG
Mycena citricolor is the source of this 5661-nucleotide messenger RNA. The record is from the annotation of a GenBank genome assembly. NCBI's taxonomy places the organism in Eukaryota, Fungi, Basidiomycota, Agaricomycetes, Agaricales, Mycenaceae.